This is a messenger RNA of Desarmillaria tabescens, 1553 nucleotides long. RefSeq lists its product as uncharacterized. The record is from RefSeq and is a predicted model, not a curated record. Lineage: Eukaryota; Fungi; Basidiomycota; Agaricomycetes; Agaricales; Physalacriaceae. The coding region runs from base 253 to 1464 and encodes 403 amino acids. The transcript has 3 exons.
CGCUUUCUUUUAAAUUUCUUAAUCGGCUGCCGUAACAACUUUUUGUUCUGCUUCUCUAUCAUUCACUAGCCACUCUUUUUCGCCUCGUCUGGUACGAGCACUCUUUUUAUUCUAUUCUACGCUCUCGUCUACAAGUCUGUCUGCCGUCGAGCCUGGUGCAAAAGGCUUUUCUCUCGUUCAUCUUCUUUCAAGCGGUCAGUGGCUCGCGUCGUAUUGGAAAUUGUGGGUAUAGCUGGUCAGUCCUUUGGCACGAUGAGUCAGCCUGUAGAAAAUGGAGUAGUUCUUCCACUCGAGCUCUGUGACAGAAUCAUAGACGAACUUGCGGGGGAUACCAGAGCAUUACUAGCAUGCUCUUCGGUAUCUCGCUCCUUUUAUCCUCGCACGCGCUUUCUCAUAUUCGGCACGUUCCGUGUUAACCCAGUGCCGCAACGCAAUCUCGGGCUUCUCGUCGAUUGCUGGGGUCAGGUUCCACACAUUCCGGCGUACAUCCACACCUUUCAUUUCUCUACAGUCUUUCUCACAGAACCCCAAGCAGCCAGUAUGCUGCGGUAUAUGCGGAACGUCAAAACUGUGUUCAUGAACCACGUUUACAUUCACCAUUUUCGGAAUCGCGAGGCUAUCGAGGCCUUGGCCGCUCUCCCCAUAGAGACCUUGACGAUCAAUGGAUCUGACUUUACGAGUAUCAACGCGUUCGCUUUUGCCAUGCGCUGCUUUCCCAGGCUAAUAUCGCUCAAUCUCUUCGGUGCUUCCAUCUCCUCAGCAGCCGAUACCGAAUUUCCCUGGGUCAAUAACCUGGACGUAUGUGGGCCUCCCCGUAUUGAGAACCUCACGGUCACCGCUAGGUCUGUUGAGACACGCAAAUCAAACACGCGCCUAUUCUCAGAGUUUCCCUUUAAUAACCAACCUUUUCGCAUCGAUAACCUGAACAUGUUCGAGGUCCGGUGCGCGAACCAGACAGACAUUGUCCGUAUCGGGAGAUUUCUUCCUCACAUACCGAGGACCCUCAGGAAACUAGGCAUCACGCGAGUGGAUAAUGGUGUUUCAACCCCAGGGGUGCCACUGCCAUGGGUCCUAGGCGUCCAUCCGCUAGCCCUGCAAUCAACUGAACACCUGAUUAUCGACGUCGGUCUCAGAGUCGGGAACUAUGCAGACUACUUGCGCUGGUGGAUAUCGAGCAUCGCCGCAGCGAGGGAUGUUCGAUCCAUCAGCAUUCGAAUCGCCAUGGCUUUCACGUACCUUGACAAGGCGGAAAACAAACCUUGGCAGAACGUAUGGCAAAUGAUUGAUUCUGCCUUGUCAGGGAAGGAGUCUCUGGAACAGGUUGUUGUCGAGCUUCAGAUACCUUCUUGUCCUCGAAACUUCCUGGGGAGGAAAAGGGGUAUCGAGAGUGAGUGCAGGGACUUGAUAGAGCGCGGUAUCAUGCGCGUGGUGUUGCCCAAAAAAGUGCGCUUGGAGGCUUUUUAGAUAUAUAUGUAUAUCAUACAAGUAUCUUGGACCCUAAUGAAGCUUUAUCUACCGUUCUCUGCUGACGCGAGAAUGUCAAGUAAUCCGUU